Molecule: messenger RNA, 1134 nt
Organism: Exaiptasia diaphana
Lineage: Eukaryota; Metazoa; Cnidaria; Anthozoa; Actiniaria; Aiptasiidae
Exons: 1
Coding region: 1-1134 (377 amino acids)
Biological process (GO): DNA integration
Molecular function (GO): nucleic acid binding
Source: RefSeq, a predicted model, not a curated record
AUGAAGCAACUAGCUCGCCGUUAUCUUUGGUGGCCAAAGCUGGAUAAAGAGAUUGAGGAGACUGUUAAGCUUUGUUCAGCUUGCCAGGAGUCAGCUAAAGCACCACCAGCUUCUAAAUCUGCUUCGUGGUCUUGGCCUGGUGGCCCUUGGAAGCGUUUGCACCUUGACUUCGCAGGUCCAUACCUAGGAAAAAUGUUUUUAAUAAUAGUGGAUGCUUAUUCAAAGUUCAUUGAUAUUGUACCUAUGACGAGUGCUACCUCAGCAACCACUAUUGCGGCUCUUCGUCAUACAUUUAGUUAUUUCGGACUACCAGAACACUUGGUUACAGAUAAUGGUACGCAAUUCACCAGUGCAGAAUUUCAGAAAUUUCUUAGAGACAAUUUCAUUCAACAUACCACUACAGCGCCUGAUCAUCCUGCCACAAAUGGGUUGGCGGAACGCUACGUUGGCGAUUUCAAGGACAAACUCUCCAAAAUUGGCAACACAGGGGAACCAUUACAAACCAGGUUGGACCGAUAUUUGUUAACUUACAGGGCCACACCCACUUCUUUGGGAAAAACUCCUUCUGAAUUGCUUAUGAACAGACAACCAAGAUUAAGACUUAGCGCUCUAAGAAGCAGUCCGAAUAAACAGGAAGUAAAGAUUUUCCAAGAUAACGUUGACAAUAAGCCGAGGUAUUUGAAUGACCAACCAGUUUUUGCGCGAAACUUCGGAAAGGGGGCAAAAUGGGUCCCUGGCACCAUUAUAGGUACUAUCAGUCCCCGAAAUUAUGAUAUUCAAGUUGGAGAUGUAGUUUGGAAACGUCACGAGGAACAGCUUCGCACUCGUUUUAUACCUAGCAAUCAAUUCACAAACCUACAGUCUGUUUCACAUCCGGAGAUGCGUUUGGAGACCGAUUUUCAGGAACAUUUGUCAGAUAUGAGCUCUCCUGUACCCGUUACCUUGACUACUUCACAAGGACCUUCGCAAACGCAUGAAGAAGUGAAGGAUCUUCCCAAAGACGACUCCAUGGACAUUGAACCCUCUAUUUUAACAGAAGACAGCAGUGCUAUCCCUUCAACUGUUUUUCCAGACUCUCCUUACCUUAGGAGAUACCCUCAACGGAACAGAAAACCACCCGAUAGGUUUUAUUGA